AUGAGCAAUGCUCUCCAGCAGCUCCACCACUCCUUCAACUUCUACUUCUACACGGGGCCUCACAGUCAUAUCUCGAACGGGACGCUCUACCUUUAUCCGGUCUUCGCGAUGCACCUGCUGCUCAUCAGCUUUCUCGGGACCACGCCAGCGUACCGUGACAUUCGGUCGUUGCUGGUGGGCCUUGGUGUGGUGGCCGCUGUGGCCGGGGUAUCUGGCAGCGUGAUGUUUGCCCUGGCCAUGAACGAUGAGCUCGUUGCCCAGAGUUGGUCAUCCUCCGAGAAGCUUGCUUGCGUUCGCCCCACGUUGUCACCGGAGGCGGUGCUGCAGCGGCAGCAACAAGCAGGUAUGUGGGUUCUGGCAGGAGCUGCCGUGUCGGCAAUCGCGGCCCUGGCACUUCGUCAGUAUGCCUUCACCGUCUUCUCGGCAGAUGAAGGAGAAGCUCCGAAGUCCCAGGGUGUUCGGCUUCCUUGCCCACUCUGGGAGUCG
Molecule: messenger RNA, 486 nt
Organism: Symbiodinium natans
Lineage: Eukaryota; Dinophyceae; Suessiales; Symbiodiniaceae
Source: the annotation of a GenBank genome assembly